Messenger RNA from Penaeus monodon (black tiger shrimp), 4968 nucleotides. Its product is annotated as serine/arginine repetitive matrix protein 2-like. The coding region runs from base 1 to 4968 and encodes 1655 amino acids. The record is from RefSeq and is a predicted model, not a curated record. NCBI's taxonomy places the organism in Eukaryota, Metazoa, Arthropoda, Malacostraca, Decapoda, Penaeidae. The transcript is spliced from 4 exons.
AUGACUAUCCACAAAGGAAUGCUGCCAGCGACAGACGUGGUGGCCUUCUCCUUCAUUGUGCUGUAUGUUGCCAAGAAGAUUUUUGGGAAAAGCCCUCGGGGGUUGUCAAGCUCGCAAAACAGUGAUCUAGGAACUGCAAUCAACUUAAAUCCUUCCACGGCGGCAGUCGCGGCAUCGCGCCUUUCACGACAGCACACACGGCAUAGCGGCUUCCACGACUGCAGACACAGCAUCGCGGUCUCCACGACGGCAGACAUGGCAUCGCGCCUUCCACGACAGCAGACACAGCAUCGCGUCUUCCACAACGGCAGUCGCGGCAUUGCGCCUUCCAAGACGGCAGACACAGCAUCGCGCCUUCCACAACGGCAGACAAAGCAUCGCGCCUUCCACACGGCAGACAAAGCCUCGCGCCUUCCACGACGGCAACAAACCUCGCGCCUUCCACAGGGGAAACAAAACCCCGCGCCUUCCCACGGCAACAAAGCUCCCCUUCCACGACGCGCAAAGCCUCGCCCCUUCCCCGACGCGACAAAGCUCGUCCCCCCCCCGACGGCAGACAGGCAUCGGCGCUUCCAAAACAGCGACCAGCCCCGCCCCUUCCCGACGGCAAAAAAGAUCGCGCCUUUCACGACGGGAACAAACCCGCGCCUUCCAGCGGGAGACCCCGGGAUCGCGCCUUUCCACGACAGCAACACAGCCUCGCGCUUUCCAGGACGGCAGAAAAAGCCUCUCGCCUUCCCCACGGCAGACAAACCUCGCGCCUUCCACGACGAAGAAACAAUCCUUUCCCCCAACGCAGACCGCAUGCGCCUUCCACGACGGCAGACAAAGCUCGGCCUUCCCGACGGCAUCGAAAACUCGCGCCUUCCACGACGGCAGUCCGCGCAUCGGCCCUUUCCCCAACGGCAUCGAGCAUCGGUCUUCCACCGACGACACGGCACCCCGGGGCCUUCCACACGGCAAUACAGCAUCGCGCCUUCCCACGACGGCAAAAAGCCUCGCGCCUUCCACGCGGGAGACAAAGCCUCGCGCCUUCCACCGGGAGCAAAGCCCCGCGCCUUCCACACGGCAGACAAAUCUCGCGCCUUUCCCCCGGCAAAAAAGUCCGCGCCUUUCCCGACGGCAGACAAAAUCGCGCCUUCCCGACGGCAACAAAGCCCGCGCCUCCCACACGGGAGCAAACCUCGCGCCCUUCCACGACGCGACAAAGCCUCGCGCCUUCCACCCGGCAGAAAAAAGCUUUUGCGCUUUCCACGACGGAAACCCCAAACCUCCGCCUUCCCCGAGGCAGACACGGCAUCCCCUUCCACGACGGAACCGGGGGUCGGCCCUUCCACAACGGCCGACACGGGAUCGCGCCUUCCCACGGCAGACAAAGCCUCGCGCCUUCCCGACGGAAGGGCAAAGCCUCCGCCUUCCAGACGGGAGACAAAGCCCCGCGCCCUUUCCACCGGGCAACAAAGCCCCGCGCCUUCCCCCCACGGGGGACAAGCCCCGGCCUUCCCCACGGAAGACAAAGUCUCGCCCUUCACGACGGCAGACAAAGCCCCGGGCUUCCACGACGGCAAACCCAAAACCUCGCGCCCCUUCCACCGGGGCAGACAAAGCCUCCGCCUUCCCGCGGCAACACUGCAUCGCGCCCUUUCCACACGGCAGACGCCCCCUCGCCUUUCCACACGGGAGAACCGGCUCCCCCUUUCCAGACGGGAGACAAAGCCUCGGCCUUCCCCGCGGGAGACCGCAUCCGCCUUCCACGACGGGAGACAAACCCGCGCCUUCCACGACGGCAACACUGCAUUUCGCCUUCCACGACGGCGACAAAGCUCUGCCUCCACGACGCAGCACGGGAUCGCCCUUCCACGCGGCAAAAAAAGCAUCGCGCCUUCCACGGGAGACACGGGCCCCCCCUUCCCCCAGGCAGCAAGCACGCGCCUUCCCACAACGGCGAAACUCGCGCCCUUUCCCGACGCAAAAAACAUCGCGCCCUUUCCCGACGGAGACAAAGCAUCGCCCUUCCCCGCGCAACAAAGCCCGCGCCUUCCACGACGGCAGACAAAGCAUCGCGCCUUCCACGACGGCAGACAAAACCCCGCGCCUUCCACGAGGCAGACAAGCAUCGCCACUUCCACGUCGGCGACCAGCCCCCCUUCCCGAUGGCAACAAAACCUCGCCCUUCCACGCGGGAGACAAAAUCUCGCGCUUUCCACGACGGCAGACCGCAUCCGGCUUCCACAGGCGACAAAGCCUCGGGCCUUCCACGAGACAGAUACGGCCUCGCGCCUUCCCGACGGCAGACACAGCUCGCCCCCUUUCCCCGCGGCAGACACCAUCGGGGCCUUUCCACACCAGCAAAGCUCGCGCCUUCCCGACGGGAAACAAAACCUCGCGCCUUCCCCCGACGGAGACAAACCCGCGCCUUCCCGGACGGGAGACAAAGCCCCGCGCCUUCCACGGGCGGCAGACAAAGCCUCGCCCUUCCACGACGGGGAAAAAAGCCCCCGUGCCUUCCCGACGGCGACAAAACCUCGCGCCCUUCCACCCCACGGCAACAAAGCCCCCGCGCCUUCCAGCGAGACAAAGCCUCGCGCCCUUUCCCCGGGCAGACAAAGCCUCGCGCCCUUCACGACGGCGAAACGGCAUCGCGCCUUCCACGACGGAGACAAAGCCCCCGCCUUUUCCCCGACGGCAGACAAACCCCGCGUUUCCGGACGGCGCAAACCCGCGCCUUCACCGGCAGAACGGCAUCGCGCCCUUUCCCCGACGGGAACAAAACCUUCGCCUUCCGCCGGAGACAAAGCUCCGCCUUCCCCACGCAGACAAAACCUCCGCCCUUCCCCGACGGCAGACAAACCUCGCGCCUUCCCCCCGGCAACACGGAUCGCUUUUCCACGACGGCAGACAAAGCCUCGGGGCCUUCCACCGGCAGACAAAGCCCCGCGCCUUCCCCGACGGCAACAAAGCCCCGCGCCUUCCACGACGCAGACACGGGUCGCACCUUCCACACGGCAACAAAAACCUUCGCUUCCAAACGGAACAAAACCCCGCGCCUUCCACGCGGGACAAAGCCCCCCGCCUUCCGACGGCAAAAAAAGCUGCCCUUCCCCGACGGGAGACAAAGCCCCGCGCCUUCCCAAGGGAGACAAAACCUCGCGCCCUUCCCGACGGGAGACAAAACCUGCGCCUUCCACGACGGAGACAAAACCUCGCACCUUCCCCGACGGCAGCAAGCCCGCGCCUUCCCGCGGCAGACAAAGUUUGCGCCUUCCACAGCAGACCGCAUGCGCCUUCCCCGACGGGAGACAAAGCCCGCGCCUUCCCCGACGGCAGACAAAGCCCCCACCUUUCCCCCGGCAGACACGGGAUCGCCCUUCCACGGGGGGCAGACAAAGUCUCGCCUCUUUCCCCAACGCAGACAAAACCUCGCGCCUUUUAGACGGCAACAAAUCUCGCCUCUUCCCUAACGGGAACAAAGCCUCCGGGCCUUCCCGACGGAGACACGGCAUCGCGCCCCUUUCCCACGGCAGACAACCUCCGCCUUCCCACGGCAGACACUGCUCGCGCCUUUCACACGGGAGCACGGGUCGCGCCUCCCGAGGGAACAAAGCCUCGGUUUCCACACGGCAACAAAGCCUCGCGCUUCCACGACGGGAGACAAAACCUCGCGCCUUCCACGACGGCAGACAAAGCCCCCGCCUUCCACGACGGCAGACAAAAACCUCGGCCCCUUUCCCCGCGGGAACAAAUCUCCGCCUUUUUCCCACGGGAACAAAGCCUUUGGCCUUCCACGACGGCAACAAACCUGCCCCUUCCCACCAGACAAAGCCUCGCGCCCUUUCCCGCGGCAGACACGGCACGGCCUUCCACGACGGCAACACGGGACCCCCUUCCACGACGGGACAAACCCCGCGCCUUCCACACGGCAGACACGGCAUCGCGCCUUCCACGACGGCAGACAAAGCCUCGCGCCCUUCCGCCACGGCAGACAAAAACCUCGCGCCUUCACGACCCGGGAGACAAGCCUCGCGCCCUCCACGACGGCAGACAAAGCUCGCCCUUCCACGACGGCAGACAAAGCCUCGCGCCUUCCACGACGACAGACAAAGCCUCGCGCCUUCCACGACGGCAGACAAAGCCUCGCGCCUUCCACAGGCACAAAAGCCUCGCGCCUUCCCGACGGCAGAAAGCAUCUCGCCUUCCACGACGGCAGACAAAGCCUCGCGCCUUCCACGACGGCAGACAAAGCCUCGCGCCUUCCACGACGGCAGAUACGGCAUCGCACCUUCCACGAUGGCAGACAAAACCUCGCGCCUUCCACGACGGCAGACAAAGUCUCGCGCUUUCCACGACGGAACACGCACGCGGCUUCCACGCGGCAGCAAAACCUCGCGCCUUCCACAAGACAGAUACGGGGAUCGCGCCUUCCCGACGGCAGACACAGUGCCCCCUUCCCCGACGGCAGGACACACAUCGCGCCUUCCCCGACGGCAGACAAACCUGGGCCCUUUCCCCGACGGGAGACAAAACCCCGCGCUUUCCACGACGGGAGACAAAGCCCGGCCUUCCACGAGGAGGCAAAGCCCCGGCCUUUCCCCACGGAGACAAAGCCCGCGCCUUCCCCGACGGCAGACAAAGCCUCGCGCCUUCCCCGAAAGCAGACAAAGCCCCCGGCCUUUCCCCGCGGCAGACAAAGCCCGCGCCUUCCACGCGGCAGACAAAGCCCGCGCCUUUUCCCCGACGGAGACAAGCCUCGCACCUUCCACGACGGCAGCAAAGCCUCCGCCUUUCCACGCGGAGACAAGCCUCGGGCCCCUCCCCGACGGCAACAAAAACCCCGCGCCUUACCGGCAGACAAAACCCGCGCCCUUUUCCCGACGGGAGCCCAAAACCUCGCGCCUUCCCGACGGGAGACAGGCAAGAAUCAUGUGCACAUCUUCACAGUUCCAUGUGGAAGAUAGGCCUAUUCCUUAG